AUGAAUAGAAAAGUUACAGAGAGAAGAAAUUUGUAAUUGAAGAGAAGAUGAAAUGGAAUCUCUCCUCGCACGCAAUCGAAGAAAACUGAGAGAGAGAGUUUGUGAAUUCUCACAAACAACAAAAGAAGCGAAAGAAAGCGAGAAAAAUUCUCUAAGCCUUCGAUCCAAAUUCGCCGAGAAACCUACAGAAACCACAAUCAUUCAACCAUAGACUCUCUCUCUCUCUCUCUCUCUAUCUCUCUCUUUUCCCUCAUCAAAGUUGAUCAUUGUCGCUUUCCUUUAAUCGAAUCAAUCCCCUUUUCUUUUUCUUCUCUUUUCUUUCCCCCACUUCGUUUUCCUCUAGUUUCCCAGCCACCCCUUUUGUUUGUUUCCUUCAUAUCUCCUUCUACUCUUCCCUCACUUCUUCCUCCAAUUGGGUUCUUUUCUGCUGACCCACAUGUUCUUUUGAGCUUUUGAUUCUUGGGAUUCGGCGUCGGAGCUGGUUGCUUGUCUUCUGCGGAUCGCUCCGUCGUUGAAAUAAUAUUUAUCGGAUUCAGUUGUAUAUGAAAUGAGUUGGAACAACACGCAGACAGAAGUUCAUCAUGUUAACACCAAUUAUCCUUAUAACACUGCUGGAAGUUUUCUGGAAUACUUUGAAGGACUUACCUACGAACACGUAAAUUUCAUUUUUUCAGGUGCUUCACAUUCUCAGGAGAAUGUUUAUCCUCCACUAAAUUCAAACUUUUACAAGUUUGGGUUUUCUGAUUUUGGGAGUCCUGCUUAUUACAACCAACCUCAAGCUUAUAGGAUGCAUGAUCACGAGCCCAUAAUUUAUGAACAUAGAAGGCUCGAAAGCUCUGCAACUCAGCCUAAUUUACAGAGUACCAUAAAUCCUGAAUUCGAAGAAAUUACAAAUACUAUAGCAUUUGACAACCAUGUAGAAUUCCUGAUAACAGAUUUUCUCUCAGGUCCAAGGAGACACCAUAAUUCACAUGAUUUUCAGGUUGUUUGGCAAGACAAUGUAGAUCCUGAUAAUAUGACUUAUGAGGAAUUAUUAGAGUUGGGUGAGACAGUUGGAACUCAAAGUCGAGGUCUUUCUCAAGAAUUGAUUGCUUUGCUUCCGAUAUCGAAGUACAAAUAUAGUUUCUUCUCAAGGAAAAAAUCUCGUGGAGAGAGAUGUGUGAUAUGCCAGAUGGAAUAUAAACGAGGUGAUCGGCGGAUCACUCUGCCAUGCAAACAUAUCUAUCAUGCUGGUUGUGGAACCAAAUGGCUUAGCAUCAACAAGGCUUGCCCCAUAUGUUACACAGAGGUGUUUGGUGAUACUUCAAAACGCUAAAAGUCUUCUUCUCUACUUCAUUGUUAGAUGACAGAAGAACAUAAUCUUGUUAUUGUUUAUUAUUUUUGAAAUUUUUGUGAAAAUAUGGAGUGGCAAUCUCUUGAUUCUCUUUCUUAAAUAUUCCCACUUUAGUGAUAUGGCAGUGCUGAAGUGAAUAAAGAUUAAUUCCCUUAUAUUAGCUUUACCAGUGUUUGGUGUU
Messenger RNA from Benincasa hispida (wax gourd), 1514 nucleotides. Its product is annotated as E3 ubiquitin-protein ligase BIG BROTHER-like. The record is from RefSeq and is a predicted model, not a curated record. Lineage: Eukaryota; Viridiplantae; Streptophyta; Magnoliopsida; Cucurbitales; Cucurbitaceae. Gene Ontology annotation, biological process: floral organ development; protein ubiquitination; negative regulation of organ growth. Gene Ontology annotation, molecular function: ubiquitin conjugating enzyme binding; ubiquitin-protein transferase activity.